This is a messenger RNA of Puccinia graminis f. sp. tritici CRL 75-36-700-3, 1193 nucleotides long. RefSeq lists its product as uncharacterized. The record is from RefSeq and is a predicted model, not a curated record. The transcript has 3 exons. Gene Ontology annotation, biological process: protein import into nucleus. Bases 25 to 873 code for a protein of 282 amino acids. Gene Ontology annotation, cellular component: nucleus. Lineage: Eukaryota; Fungi; Basidiomycota; Pucciniomycetes; Pucciniales; Pucciniaceae. Gene Ontology annotation, molecular function: guanyl-nucleotide exchange factor activity; small GTPase binding.
GGUUUGCGGAACCGCGCCUUAUGUAUGCAGUGCCGUAGUCGGGCCGCCCGACGGGAAUCAACGAGACCACCACGAAGGAGGAUGCAGCAGCCAACGACGACGACAAGUUAUAAGGCCAAGGAAGUGCCGCUGUUCGGCGGAGCAAUCACCAUCGAACUUCCGCCCAAGAUUAUCGACGUCAGUACGUUCCGCCAAGUCCCAGAUACUCAAGAAGUCUUCAUCACCACGUCGAGCAGCCGCGAUGAGUCCGGGAACCAACAGCAUCAAGAAGAACGGUCGGCAGAUCAGACGGCGCUGUUGACGAAGGAUCUUUCAAUGAUCGUCGAGGUGCUCGAGCUGGUCAAUCCGAAUGACGACCCCGAAUAUCUCCAACAGAACGACACUACUCCUGGCGAAGAUGGAAAAAACCACCCGAAAUCGGUUAUCAAGUACCAUUUCGAUUCGUUAGCGCAUGACAAUUGCUCCAAACUAGCGACCAUCAAAUCCAUCACGGUACCGGAAGAUGUGAGACAGUUUACGGAGCCGCCAGCGCUCGUAGCGGGGCCUUCCACAAGUCUAUCGAGCAAGGGAGGAGACGGGAGUGGCAAGGCAAGAAGGACGCCGGAGCCGGUGCGCUGUUACGGGCUCCAAUCGGUCGCCAAGUUCAACGGCUCCGAGGCCGAGGCACACGACGUGCACAUCUGGCUCGGCUUGUGGCGGUUGAAGGGGAUCGGCAAUCAGGGCCGCGGCACCGACCUCGUCCUCUCCUUCAAUCUUCCCAACCUCAAUUCUGAUAACCAUCCGCCCUUUCUACGCUCGGUCGAGUUCACCGAUCUCGUCUUUCAACAUGCCGCACGUAGUCUGAAAAUCGUCGAUUGGUCCCUUUUCGCUUAACAAUCUCAUGUGGUUUUCACUCCUUUAGAAAAAAAAAUAUCCUCUGUGUUGGGGUUCCAAUUCACUUUAUCCGUGUAACUCUAUCAUUUCCCAUCGACCUUUCGCACUUGAUAAGACAUACAUCAUAAAGCACCAUCAUACACAAUUUUAUUCAUAAAAUCGUUCGCGGAACAAUGUGCUCUUCUUUGACAUAUGUUCUAGGAAUGUACGCUGAUAUGGAAUCCACACAAGAUCACCGAUCGGCCGGUUCCAAUCAAUCAAUACCCCUUUGAACGGAAUCCCUUCAACAAUUGCUCCAAGAAAUCCAUACACAUUUCCAC